Messenger RNA from Pecten maximus, 639 nucleotides. RefSeq lists its product as uncharacterized. The transcript has 3 exons. Bases 69 to 380 code for a protein of 103 amino acids. Lineage: Eukaryota; Metazoa; Mollusca; Bivalvia; Pectinida; Pectinidae. The record is from RefSeq and is a predicted model, not a curated record.
AACACUUUACAUCAUAUAGCGCAGAGGAGACUGUGGAGUCCAGUUUAGAUUUAGUUAAAACAGAAACAAUGGCCGCCUGUGACGAAGUAUUCGCUCCUUGUGGAAAGAAUCUAUUCUGUGCCACUGACAGGAGUUGUCGUCUUGGAUGCGAAGACCUCUUGGAUGCUUGUAAAGAUCCCUGUGAUAUGCUGACCUACAUUGUGGUCCUGUUGUCAAUGGUAACUGUAUGUCUCAUCAUCCUCUCGAUUGGACUCUAUCUUCGUGGCUCAUCACAGAGAAACAUCGCAAAUGUGAUGGGAAAGUACCAUGUGCAAAAUGCGUCGCAUUUAGAGGAGGUUCUCAAAAGCUUCAACGGACAGAUGUCGGAGCCCCGGAAGUGAGGAGAUCUAGGACUAUCUCGAUUACUGGACAAGAAAUUCUGGAUAGAAGUCUCGGACUCGGAAUAAAUUGUUAAGCUGAUACUUUUAAUAUCUAUAUAUAUUCAAGAUAUCAGAAAUAUUCGUUACACCUUAAUGACAGGCGUCGAGAUCCACUUAAACAGACACUGCCGAGGGGGCCGCGGUUGCGAGUUCGAAACCUACGUGGGGCAGUUGCCAGGUACUGACCGUAGGCCGGAGUGGUCUCCAUCUCCAAAACCAG